Messenger RNA from Hippopotamus amphibius kiboko, 636 nucleotides. RefSeq names its product late cornified envelope protein 2A-like. Gene Ontology annotation, biological process: epidermis development. The record is from RefSeq and is a predicted model, not a curated record. The coding region runs from base 146 to 442 and encodes 98 amino acids. Lineage: Eukaryota; Metazoa; Chordata; Mammalia; Artiodactyla; Hippopotamidae. The transcript is spliced from 2 exons.
CCUGCAUAAACUGGCUGUGUCUCACCCCUGGGAAGACACCAGGCCCAGGAUAAAAGGGCUCCAGUGUUACGCUCUUCAGUCCUCAGCCCUGUUGGUGACAGCUCCUGCCCAUCCACUGAACAGGUGUACUGACUUCCUCUUUAAAAUGUCCUGCCAGCAGAGCCAGCAGCAGUGCCAGACCCCUCCCAAGUGUCCCAUCCCCAAGUGUCCCCCCAAGUGUCCCCCCAAGUGCCCACCCCAGUGCCCAGCCCUGUGUCCCCCUCCAGUCUCUUCCUGCUGUGGGCCCAGCUCUGGGGACUGCUGCAGCUCUGGGGGUGGGGACUGCUGCCUGAGCCACCACAGGCACCGCAGGUCCCACCGCCGCAGACACCACAGCCCUGACUGCUGCAGCCAGCCCUCGGGGGGCUCCGGCUGCUGUGAUGGUCCUGGGGGCUGCUGCUGACCUCAACCAUGAGGACUUCUGACAAGCAGAGUUGGAACUGAAGUGCUGAAUACCCACCCCAGCCUGCGGCUUCUCAUCCCCAUUCCUGUCCUCUGUCCUACAGACUGAGCCGCUGAAAUAUUCCCAUGGAAACAUCUACAUUUUCCCUAGACAUUUCUGAGUUACAACAUAAAAAGCCUUCCCGGCUGAGCCUA